UCACUGUAUAGAAAUAGGUAAUUAAUCAAAUUAUUCAGUUUCAGUUUCAGUUUCAUUCAUGUUUAGCCUAACUAGGAAAUCAUGUAUGAUGAUGCUUGAUGAAGAAAUAUGAGUAAUUUUACAACAUUGUGAACACAGUAACACCUGGUGUUCACGACAACGAUGUUGAAUAUGUAAAACAAAAUACAAAUACAACAUCGUGUAUUAAAAUAUUUGGCCUAUAUUUGGCCUAACGUAAUAUGUUACGAUGUCAUUGUGACAAACUAUCUGAUAUCAAAUAUAACUGCUGAUAUAUCAUAGUGCAAAUUGAGAUAAAAUGACGACACCCUACAAGAUUUUACGAGAUGAAGAACAUUUUAUUAAUUAAAAUAGGCCAUUCUGUGUUCUUUUUAUUUUGCCGAACUUUUAUGCAGUGAUAUAAAUUUAAUAUACAUAUGUAACGUCUUUGUUAACUCGUUAUUUUAAAGCAGCAUGCCUCCAGAUUUGGUUAAAAAAUAAUCUUUCUUUCAAAUUGAAGUUUUGGUCAUAUUAUGAAAAUUAGAACAUGAAUUUUUGUUUCUAAAAUAUUUAAAAAAUUCCAAAUCAGGAAAAAAAGAUGACCGCGUCAGGAAUCGAACACCGGACCGCCGCGGCAAUAAAGACAUUUUCCCGUCUUCGUAACCAAUAGCGCUAUAGCUGAAAUAGUGAAUAAUGACUUCUAAAUAUAGAUAUUUAUAAUCGAGACAGUUUACCUGGAGUAAAAGCGUGACAAACGCUUUUCGAUUUUCAUCGUAAAAAGUAGUAAAAAACAGCAAAUUCUCAUGUGUUUCCGUAACAUAAGGUUUGUCAGUAAUUAAGUUUUAAAGCCUUCUUAAGAAAUAUAGCAUUUAUUUCCAGAUAUCUAAAAAAAAUAUUUUUGUUGUUGUCGAACGAUCUGGAGGCAUGCCGCUUUAAGCAGCUCAUCAAGAUAUAUACAUAUACUAUCAGUACUACUUGUAGUUCAUUGAUGGGUACUCAUUUAUGUUAUGAUAAAAGAUAAAAAAUUUUAAAUGUUAUUGUUUGAAAUAGUUUAUCAGAGAAAAAAGUGUUAUUUUAACAUCUAAAUAGUUUAAACAUAUCCCGGAAUGUUCAAAUGAGAGGAUACCGAUACAGCUUCAGAAAUCUUUUGAGAAAGUCGAAUACUGUCUGUAUCCAUGGAAACUGUACGUUACAGUAAAUUUGACGAUGGAGUUUCACUUAAUGAAAUAACUGAAAAGAACACUGAAGGAGGCCUGAACGUUCUUACAACGUGUGUGUUCGUAGUUGGAGUCAUUGCCGGUUCUGGUUUCCUAACUUUACCUAAAGCAAUUGAUGACUCUGGUUGGAUUGGAUUUCUUCUGGUCUUCUUGUGUUGCUUUGUUUCUGCAUAUACCGGUGAUAUCUUAGGCAAGUGUUGGACUAUAGUAAGGGAGAGACAUCCAGAAUUUAAGAAUGGAAAAGUUCGCUAUCCUUACCCUGCCAUAGGAAACGAGGCAUACGGAAAAUGGGGCAGUGCAAUAGUGUCUUUCUCCAUCAACUUCACGAUGUUUGGGACUACAAUUGUCUAUAUAUUACUGGCUGCUGAGAAUAUAGUAAAGCUACUUCCAGCGGAUAGCAAAUUUUCGUGCUGUUACAUUUCACUUAUUAUAUGGGGAGUAAUGACGCCUUUCACUUGGCUAGGUACACCAAAAGACUUCUGGGGUAUAGCGGCAGCAGCUACACUAGCUACGUCAACUGCAAGCUUUAUACUGUUAGGUGCAGUGAUCCAUUACAGCACAGAAAUCAACAUAAGUGAAGUAAAACACACGCACGUGGACAUCAUAUCUUUCUUCACGGCAUACGGAACCAUUUGUUUUGCCUAUAACGGACAUCCAGCCUUUCCAACAUUUCAGUCUGACAUGGCAAAUCCAAAGAAAUUUGGCAGUGCACUGGCACUUGGAUACUUAAUUGUUUUUGUGGUAUAUAUGCCGUGUUCCAUAGCAACGUACGUCGUAUAUGGUGAAAAGAUCGAAGCUAACAUUCUGAGCACAGUACCCGGUGGACCUGCAACCACCAUAGUUUCCAUUCUGAUGACAGCACAUCUAUUAUUUGGCAUUGUAAUAGUUAUUAAUCCAGUAUCACAACAACUUGAGCAUGUCAUAAAUAUCCCUGAGCACUUUACAUGGAAAAGAAUUGUAUCCCGAACACUGACAAUGUUAGCAGUGUUAUUGAUAGUAGAAUCGGUACCUCACUUCUCGUCUAUACUCUCUUUGGUUGGUGGUUCGACAAUAUCAAUACUUGCCUUUCUCUGUCCACCGUUAUUCUACCUUAAAUUGUGCAAGGGCAAUGCAGAAAGUGAAGAAAUAUUUGUUCCACUCCAUACUAAGGUACUGUUAUAUGAGAUAAUGCUGAUAGGAGUGACAGCUGGUGUUGCUGCGACGUACUCGGCAAUUACUGACCUUGCUGUGAAUAAGUUUACUGUUCCCUGCUAUGUAGAUGUAUAUAGAGCAUGUCCUAGGUAGAAGGAGCAUCCAUUUGGAACUUAGCUAUUAUUGCAAGCAACGGAUAACCUUACUAAUACUCUUCUGCGUAACGUGCACUUUUGUGUUUGACUGAAUGACCAUUAUGCACUAACACUAGUUUAAUGACAUUUAUUAAAUUUUUCAAACAAUAUCUCAAAAAUCCUAAUAUAAAAAUGCAGUGACGUUUAUGUAAUUUAAAAAGUAAAAAAUCUCUUUUCCAUAUUUUGCCAGCAUCAGUGAAAUAUGGGCGUUAUUUGGUUUGGCGGCUUUUUUUUGCAUGGUCUUGGUAAGUGUUACUGGCUUCUACUGCAAUCUCUUGCACCACAACUGAUGUCAUGGCAUUGAGUGAAUAAUUAGAAUGAUACAACCAGGUUAUAACCGUAACACUAGUUUCAAUGUGUAUGUUAAAUGUUUCUGUAAAACAUGCUUUAGAUGUUGCUGUAUAUUUUUCACUUGAAACGAAUCAAUUAAACAUGUUCUAAUAGUUUCUA
Messenger RNA from Mercenaria mercenaria, 2989 nucleotides. RefSeq lists its product as uncharacterized. Gene Ontology annotation, molecular function: L-alanine transmembrane transporter activity; L-proline transmembrane transporter activity. NCBI's taxonomy places the organism in Eukaryota, Metazoa, Mollusca, Bivalvia, Venerida, Veneridae. Gene Ontology annotation, biological process: L-alanine transport; amino acid transmembrane transport. The record is from RefSeq and is a predicted model, not a curated record. The transcript has 9 exons. Gene Ontology annotation, cellular component: vacuolar membrane. The coding region runs from base 1173 to 2498 and encodes 441 amino acids.